UGUGCAACACUGGCGGCCAGAGAAAAUUUUUAAGAGCAGAAGCUGGUCGUUGUUCGGGAUUUCCUCAAUUUAAAGCCAAUUUGUAGUAUUAAAGCUGAUUAAUUAUGCAGCGAAAACGAGCGCGGAUCGUGUGAAAUGCAUGCGAACGGCGUCGGUUCGGUAAAUCAGUGCAAAAUCCAGCCCAAAUGUUUGAAGUGAAAAUCCCCCCAAGUAGAGAGGCGUAGAGGAUAAGACACCAACACACCCAACCAGAUACUCCACACACACACACACACACACAUACACAUAUAUAGACAUUACACUCGUCAUCAGGAUACGGGAGUGUGUGGCGGACAAAGUGAAAGAGUGUGUCGAAAGUGAAGUGCCAAGUCAAGUGCAGCGGGGAGGGGGCGUGUGAGCCGUUAUCCCCCAAAAACAAUAUAUCGCCAGCAUGGAUGCCGAAACACAGGAAAUACGACAGGCUCGUCAACGUGCUUCCGUCAAGUGGCUGCUCUCGAAGGCCUUCAACAAUCGCGUGCCGGACAACCUGAAGGAGCCCUUCUAUCGCGACCAUGAGAAUCAGGAGCGCCUCAAGCCGCAGAUCAUCGUGGAGCUGGGCAACGCCACGCUCUACUGCCAGACGCUCUCCAAUCUGUACUCAGAUCCCAACUACCAAAGCCUGAACCACUGGUCAAUAUUACAGACGCUAGCGCGCAAGGGAGUUCCGGUGGCCGAAUCCUCGGACAUGCCCAUUACCGAAACGGUAUUAAUUCAAACGAAUCCGCUGCGAAUUAACGCCCACAUGUCUGUGAUAGAAUCGCUGAUGGUUUUGUAUGCGAAGGAGAUAUCAUCGGGUGACCGUGUUAUGGCGGCCAUACGAAGAAUAUCUGGCAGCAAUUACCAGGCGCCUCCUGGCCAGUCCUAUGAGCAAGCUCUGCUGGCGUGGAUAUCGCAUGCGUGCGCCGCUUUGAAGAAACGAAUCAUCAAGGAGGUGGAGACAGGCCUGCCAGAUGAUAAUGGCUCUCGUUUGCAGACGCCGGAUAUACCGCCUGUAAGAGACUUCCAGGACCUGUGCGACGGCAUCUGCCUGGCGCUGCUCAUCUCAUACUAUUGCCCCAAGGUGGUGCCCUGGACGAGUGUGCGGAUCAACUAUCUGCCCGCCGUCGAGGACUCCAUUCACAAUAUACUGCUGGUGGGCAAUUUCUCCCAGAAGCAUCUGCCAUACAGCGUGUUCCACAUGACGCCCGAGGACGUGACCUACAUGCGCGGAUCGAUGAAACUGAACCUGGUCGUACUGCUCACGGAUCUGUUCAAUCUCUUCGAGAUACACCCGGCCAAGUGUGUCUGCUAUCCGGGAAUGGAUGGCCAGGUUCCGCACUCGAAUUCAUUCGGCGGAGGCUUAAAUCGAAGAUCAACCCCGCCCAACGAAUACCAGACGGUCCAGACCAAUAAUUUCGACACUAAUCAUGCCGAAGCGUUCGUCGUUCACAAGUCGCGUGGCAUCACCACACUUGCAUCCAUGCACUCGCAACAGCAACAGCAGCAGCAACAGCUCCACCACCAGCAGCAGCAGCAACAGCACCACCAGCAACAACAGCAAUACCAGCAACAACAAUCACAGCUUCAGCUUCAGCAGGAGCCCUUGGUUCCAGCUCGCUUGCGCCAGGCUAAAGAAAAGACCAAUGUCGAUUCAAAGGCGGAUGAAAGAGGCGACUAUGCCGCCGCGGGUCGACCAAGUAACUGGGAACAGAGCCGGCGGCCGAGCUUUGCAGGUCGUCGCUCGCGCAGGAACUCCUCCAGCGAAGACUCCCAGCUGACCAUUGAGAACUUUGGCGGCUCCCAGGACCAGUUAAACACGCUGGGGCGAUACGAACGUGAACGGGACAGGGAGCGCAAGUUGUCCAACACCAGCGUAGUUGAACCCGCUGUGGCCAUACGCUCCUCGAUUGCCGAUGCCCGUGGAACGCUGCAGUUGGGCUAUGACACGGAUUCGGGUUCUGAGAAGCAGGACCGCGAAACGGAAAAGUAUUCGAUGCGUCGACAAGCAAGUGUCGACAAUGUGCCAACGGUGUCGUCGCACAACCUCUCGAACGCUGGCAGCCCGCUGCCGACGGCCCGGCACAAGCAACAUUCCAUCGACAAGGACUACAACAACAGCAGCAUGAUGGCGGACGGUGGAUACAACGAUGCUCGCUCCACCAGUGGCUACGAUCCGGAAAGCACGCCCGUUCGGAAGUCAUCGACGAGCAGCAUGCCGGCCAGUCCAGCCGCCUGGCAGCUGGAUGUCGGCGAUGAUGACAUGCGCUCGCUGGAGAACGCCAGCAAGCUGUCCACCAUUCGUAUGAAACUGGAGGAGAAGCGGCGUCGCAUCGAGCAGGACAAGCGCAAGAUAGAGAUGGCUCUGCUGAGGCACCAGGAGAAGGAGGAUCUCGAGUCGUGCCCGGAUGUAAUGAAGUGGGAGACCAUGAGCAACGAGUCUAAGCGCACGCCCGACAUGGACCCCGUGGACUUGGACAAGUACCAGCAAAGCAUCGCCAUUAUGAACAUGAACCUUCAGGAUAUCCAGCAGGAUAUCCACCGCCUGGCCACGCAGCAGAGCCAAAUGCAGGCCCAGCACCUGCAGGCCCAGCAGCUGAUGCAGGCCCAGCAAAUAGCCAACAUGCUGAACCAGCAGCAGACCUACGGGUCGCAGCAGCACCUGGCCGAUCACCACUACCAGCAGCCGAGGCCCAUGCAGCAAAGCUUUGGCUCAUCGCCGCAUCUUCCGCAGGCUUACAACUACAGCUCCCGUCCGCCCAGCCGCGAUCCCUACCAGCAGCACCAGCAGCAGCAGCAGCCCAUGGCCAUGCCCCAGCCGAUGCAGUUCGUCAACGAGCACGGCCAGUACAUGUCGCCGCCGCAGCCCGCUCACUACAUGUCACCCCAGCAGCAUCAGCAGCAGCCGCAGAGCAUCUACAGCGACAAUGGAGCUGCCUACAACCACUCGCCCUACGGCGGAGCCCCACCGCCGCAGUACAGGAGCAGCGUGGUGUACGAUGACUACGGCCAGCCCACCAAUCACUUUUACUUGCACGAGUCCUCGCCGCAGCCACCCCAUCCCCAGCAGCAGCAGCAUCCGCAGCGACGGACCUGGGCCCACUCAGCGGCAGCAGCGGCCUACGAGCAGCAGCAGCACCAGCAGAUGCAACAGCCGCUGGUGGACGUGAAUGCCUGGCAGACGCAGCAGCAGCCGAAGCAGAAGCAGACCUGGAUGAACCGGCCGCCGUCGAGUGCGGGCGCCCCCAGUCCCGGAAGCUUUGUGCUCCACCAGAACGGAGCUGGAAAUGGUGGUGGCGGAGAGCUGCAGCACCUGUUCCAGGUGCAGGCCUCGCCCCAGCAUAGGGGAGCCAACGGAGUACAGCGCCAGCAGUCGCUGACCAAUCUGCGCGACAACCGAUCGCCCAAGGCGCCCCAGCCCAUGGGCGGCAUGCCUAUGGACUUGCCGAUGCAGCCGGAGGACAUGAUGGCGCCGCAGAGCAUUUGCUUCAUCGGUGACGAGGAGGAUGUGGACGAGCUGGAGCGCAACAUCAUUGAGUCUAUGCAGUCGACGCGCAUCUCCGACUUUGUCCACCAGCAGCAGCAGCAACACCACCAGCAGCAGAAGCUCCAGCAACAGCAGCAGCGAUUGCAGGGACACAGCGGCAGGGGCAGCAGCUCGGAGGACUACGACAGCGGGGAGAUGAUCUCUAACAAGCUGAACAUCACCAGUGGCAACCUCACCUACCGCAUUCCCUCGCCCUCCCGACCUUCCAUCCAGGCCAACAGCUUUCAGGACCCGAGAGCAGCGGCACCGGCGCCCGGAUCCGCGCCCGGCGAUGAUCAGCCACCGGAAAAGGGCUUCUACAUCUCGUUCGACGAUGAUCAGCCGAAGAGGCCAAAGCCACCGCUCCGGGCCAAGCGAUCGCCCAAAAAGGAGGCUCCGCCGGGCAGUCGGGACAGCGUGGAUCAGGCGAUAAAGCGGGAAUCCCUCAGUCAACUGCACAACAACAACAAUAUUGGGAUCGGAGGAGACGACAGCCACAACAAGACGGUCACCAGACACAGCGUGCAUGGUCUGAACAACUCCAACAGUGUCAAAUCGCCCGGAAAUGCCACCUACAACAAAUACACCGACGAGCCGCCCAUCCAGCUGCGGCAGCUCGCCGUCACUGGGGCCGUUUCGCCAACUGGCCACGAGCGCCGUCAUCUGGAAGAUGUAACCAACCAGUCGCCGCACCAGCAGCCGCCGAUGUCGCCCACGCGGCUCCAGCACAACAAUCAGGCGGCCGAGGCGGCCAGGAACAAGGCGUUGGUGAUAGGAGUGGACGCCACCAAUCUUGAUCCAGACUCUGUGGACGAGAUGGAGAGGCGCAAGGAAAAGAUCAUGCUUCUUUCCUUACAACGUCGCCAACAGCAGGAGGAGGCCAAGGCGCGCAAGGAGAUCGAGGCAUCCCAGAAGCGGGAAAAGGAGCGCGAGAAGGAGGAGGAGCGUGCUCGCAAAAAGGAGGAGCAGAUGGCGCGACGAGCGGCCAUUCUGGAGCAGCACAGACUUAAGAAAGCCAUCGAAGAGGCUGAACGAGAGGGUAAAACCCUGGAUCGGCCCGAUAUGCAUGUGAAACUGCAACCCCAGUCAUCCACCUCAACGACUCCACGGCUGCGACAGCAGCGCACCACGCGUCCCAGGCCGAAGACGAUCCACGUGGAUGAUGCCAGUGUGGACAUCAGUGAGGCUUCGAGCAUCUCUAGUCGGGGCAAGAAAGGCUCCAGCUCGAAUCUAACCGGCUACGGUCAGCUAAGCUCAAAUUCAAUGAAACGAGACUACUACAGGGGCUCGCAAGACUCCCUUACCGUAAAAGAGUCACCCGAUGAUUAUCCCAGUACAAGUUCAACUCCGAUUGGACGACGGGGAUCGUACAAAACUUCCAGAGAGCCAGCCGGCGUCGAACGGGGCCGCACUCUGUCGCGUAUCUCCGUCGCAAAGGGCAGCACGCUUAAUUUCCGGGGCCGAAAGUCAAAUUCGCUAAUGAAUCUGUGCGGUCCAAAACUCUACAAGCAACCAGCGGCCAAAUCGAAUCGUGGCAUUAUCCUGAAUGCCGUCGAGUACUGCGUUUUCCCCGGAGUCGUGAACCGCGAGGCCAAGCAAAAAGUGCUGGAGAAGAUAGCACGCUCGGAGGCGAAGCACUUCCUGGUUCUGUUCCGGGACGCAGGAUGCCAGUUCCGCGCCCUCUACAGCUACGUGCCCGAAACGGACCAAGUAACGAAGCUGUACGGCACUGGGCCUAGUCAAGUCGACGAAGUAAUGUUCGACAAGUUCUUCAAAUACAACUCAGGUGGCAAGUGCUUCUCCCAAGUGCAUACCAAGCAUCUGACCGUGACCAUCGACGCCUUCACAAUACACAACUCGCUGUGGCAGGGCAAGCGGGUGCAAUUGCCCAGCAAAAAGGACAUGGCACUUGUGAUUUAAGCAGCGAGUGGAGGAGUCACGUGGCAACGAAAGGAUGAAUGUGUCGACGGGGAGGGGAGCACAGCCGUUCGGGUGGAGCAGUUUGGCCAACGGGCGCUUGGCGCAGUUUUGGUCGGAACCACACUAUUCAACAAGUUUGCGCAUUAAGACAUCUAUGGAAACAUAACAAAACAUAAACCCAACAAGUUUUUCUAUAGGUCGCCGGGGUGUUUUUUGGUGUUCAUCGGGGUACGAGUAUAUAUGUAUGUAAUGGAAUGGCUAAUAACUAUUUGCACAUGUUUGAGAAACAAGAAAUCGGAAUUUAUGGGAAAAAUAUUGUAGUAAUUAAUACAAUGCGAUUGAAUAUUUAUUUUGAAUAUAAAAUGCAUAUAUCCAGCCUAUGAAUUUAUUGUUCACGCAAGCCUGAAACAGUAGGAGAAUUGUCUAAAAUGUAAACCACAGAACAGAACGAACCUAGAGCAGAGCACACAAAAGCCAAAUGAGAAUGUAAUGGAAUUAUGAAUUAUUAUAUCUUUUGUUUGCGAAAUUCAAACGGGGAUCGGUCGAGUGGUCGGUCAAUGCCGACGACCAUUGAUGUACGACCAUUGCUCUGUUGAUGUACGAGGAUGUACGAAGAACAAAUGUAGAAAAUCAUAUUUUAUUAAUUUGUUUUAUAUUGUUAUGAAGUUAUUCAUGUGAAAUUUUUCUUGGCCUUUGGGGGCAGGCGGAAAUGAAAUCGUGUACGGGCCGCAGCCAAAGUCGACACUAAUUUUAAUGCCACUAGCUAUUUAUUUUAACACUACUUAAUAUUUACUUUUUAUGCGUAUUUAAAAAGGAAUAAUACAACUAAUAUUUAAAGAUAUCUAUACAAAACCAGAAAAAGACUUUUGACUGCUGAAACGGAGAUCCAUUUUUCUUUUAGAUCUCAUUUUUUUUCGCACAGUCAGAUGCACCACGAGCAGUCAGACUCUAAAAGUGAACUUCACAAAUUGUGUUGUAAUUUUCAAUUGAUUCGAAUUUCGAAAUGCAUUUUGCUUCCCAUUUUGAGGCUGGCCCUAAAUUGUACUUGUAUAACUGCCAUCGCAUUACGUUUUACCUUUGUUUGCAAAUAUUCAUUUUUAAGCCCGCUCAACCGAUGCACCCUAGUCCCUAACCACCCCUCACACACUCAUCCUGUUUUAUUAAUAAAGCGAUCGAUCAAUCUA
Drosophila bipectinata is the source of this 6645-nucleotide messenger RNA. It is a transcript of the gene Patronin, whose product is annotated as calmodulin-regulated spectrin-associated protein patronin. NCBI's taxonomy places the organism in Eukaryota, Metazoa, Arthropoda, Insecta, Diptera, Drosophilidae. Gene Ontology annotation, cellular component: microtubule minus-end. Gene Ontology annotation, molecular function: spectrin binding; microtubule minus-end binding; calmodulin binding. Gene Ontology annotation, biological process: cytoplasmic microtubule organization; neuron projection development; negative regulation of microtubule depolymerization. The record is from RefSeq and is a predicted model, not a curated record.